CAAUGACAAACCACCCGCCAUAUUUACGUGGUCUCCUUCCACCCUCAUAUCCUAUUUCUCUCUCUAAAAUUUCCAAUUUUUUUCUUCUAUCGCACGUCAAUCUUCAAUCCUCUCUCACUCUCUCUUCACUCAAAAACCUUGAAGAAAUCUCUACAAUGGCGGAAUCUUCCAUUGGUGGUGGUGGUGGUGGUGGAGGAGGAGCUCUUGUUCCUUCAAUGAAAACUGAUUCUCCGCUUGAAACUUCAUCUGGUGAUGGUGGUGAAUCAAUUGCCUGCGAUAAGGAUUUUCUAUGUCCGAUUUGCAUGCAGAUUAUUAAAGAUGCUUUUCUAACUGCUUGUGGACAUAGCUAUUGUUACAUGUGUAUUUUCACUCAUCUUCGUAAUAAAUGCAAUUGCCCUUGCUGUGGUCGUUUUCUCACUCCUAAGCUUAUUUUCCCUAAUUUCGCUCUCGAUAAGAUUUUGAAAAAGAUGUCCAAUCAUCAGUUUGCAAAAAAUGCCUCUUCAAGUGAUCAAAUUCGCCGAGCACUGCAGCAGGGCUGUGAUGUGUCUGUGAAGGAUCUUGAUUGCCUUUUGUCACUACUAGCAGAAAAAAAGAGAAAGAUGGAGCAAGAGGAAGCUGAGACAAAUUUGCAACUUCUUCUCGAGUUUUUGGUGUCUUUGAGGAAAAGAAAAUUAGAAGAGCUUAGUCAGAUACAAAAUGAUCUCCAGUACAUCAAAGAGGAUAUAGAUGCUGUUCAAAAAUACACAAGAGAUCUGUGGAAUGUAAAUAAGAGUUGUACAGCCAGAUUGAGUUUGAGAGAGGAUGAUUUAGAUAUAACAGGCAUUUGUCCAAUAGCACCGAGGUCCUUGGCCGGUGGUUCUGCUACACAGCAAGUCAUGUUAUCAGGUCUACUAUGUGGAGGAGACAGUGUGAGUGGUCGAUGUUCUAAAGAAACUUUAGAAAAUGAUUUUCGUGCUGGCCUUGAAUUGUAUCAGCUGGCUCCAACAGAAAGAUUUAAAGCAAGGAAAAGGCAGGUUGAGACUCAGUUCAGUGACCUGCAAGAGUGUUACUUGCAAAAAAGGAGGCACUGGGACAAACAAAAACAAGCUGCAGAAAGGGAUCUGAGUAAUAAGAAUAGCUUUGGGUACCAUGAAGGACUUGAGGAUUUCAAGUCUGUGCUGACUUCUUGUACUCGAUACAGCCAAUUGAAGGUUGUUUCAGAGUUGAGGCUUGGCAAUGUUUUUCACUCAGCCAAUAUUAUAUCCAGCAUUGAAUUUGACAGAGAUCAUGAUUUGUUUGCAACUGCUGGUGUCUCCAAGAGGAUUAAAGUUUUUGAGUUUUCCUCUGUGGUUGAUGAACCAGCAGAAGUUCACUGCGCUGUUGUUGACAUUGCUACACGAUCCAAGCUAAGUUGUUUAAGUUGGAAUACGUACACCAAAAAUUUCAUUGCAAGCAGUGACUACGAGGGCAUUGUUACUGUUUGGGAUGUUUCUACUCGUCAGAGUGUUGGAGAAUAUGAGGAGCAUGACAAACGGGCUUGGAGUGUGGAUUUUUCUCGUACUCAACCUUCACUGCUGGUAUCCGGCGGUGAUGACUGCAAGGGGUGUGUGACUACAUAUAUGACCACCAGGACAGAGGCAUCAACAGCAAUGGUGGUGGUUAAAAUCUGGUGCACCAAACAGGAAAGGAGUGUUCUUAAUAUUGACAUGAACGCAAAUAUUUGUUCUGUGAAGUGUAAUCCUGGAUCUAGCAUGCAUGUGGCUGUGGGCUCUGCUGAUCAUAAUAUACACUAUUAUGACUUAAGAAACAUUAGUCAGCCUAUCCAUGUCUUCUCUGGGCAUAGAAAAGCUGUUUCUUACGUCAAAUUCUUGUCCUCUACCGAGCUGGCCUCUGCAUCAACUGAUAGCUCAUUGCGCUUGUGGGAUGUCAAGGAAAAUAAGCUGCUUCAGAUUUAUAGAGGCCAUGUGAACGAGAAGAAUUUUGUCGGCCUCACAGCAAAUAGUGAAUACCUUUCUUGUGGUAGUGAAACAAACGAGGUCUUUGUUUAUCACAAGGCUAUCUCUAAGCCUGUCGCUCGGUACAAGUUCAAUACUUCAGAAUUUAACAAUGCUGAUCAUGAUAGAGGGUCGUACUUCAUUAGUUCGGUGUGUUGGAAGACUGAUAGCCCAGUGAUUAUGGCCGCUAACAGUCAAGGAAAUGUCAAAAUACUUUCUCUUGCUGCAUGAGCUAAAUUAUAAAGGUAGAUAGGAUAUGGAAAAUGCUUGUUACUUCCUUCUAGCUGAAGCCUUUUGCGUAUAUAUGUGAUCAGUUAUAUAUAGUUCAUUAUCCUCGGUAGUAUUGUGAAUCAAUCUCGUAACUAUUAGAUUUUCUCCUUCCUCAUGAAUCAUAGAGACUAGAUCAUGCAAAGUUCAAUCUAAUUCUGGUUCUAGGGUGAAGGUUUCCGGCAAGUAAUGAUGGGUAUUUUUCGAAUUUACGCGCCUUAUUAUUGAUGAGUUGGCCUAUUGCAAGGUUUUUUACAGGUCUGCAAAAACGCACUAGAUAAGGAUUUCAUAUCAUGCAAUACUUUGUCACCCUUUGAAAGACUGGUUUCUGAUUACUUGUUUAUAAGGAAAGAUUCUGUUCAUAAAAAUUGAAAAUGUUGAAGUGGUUGUAAUUUUGCCAGUAAGUGGCAUCAAAUUACGUGAUCGGAGAACUGUGCAACAGUGCAAGUAUAUUGUAAAGAUUAAUUUACUUGUAGGUCAAGCACAUGAUAAGUGAAGUAUCUUCGGUUCUUCACUUGUUCAGCAACAUUAUAAAUUCAUAGCUCGUAAUUCACAACCAGGUAGGGCUGGGGCAAGCAAAUACGGGAUUAGAUUCUCCCCGGAUAAUGUAAUUUACUCAGGAUCUAAAUAUAUUUGAAACGACUCUAACUACAUUAUUGUACAAUGAAAGUAUUAUGUAUCUAUUACACGUAAAAUCAAUCUGUAAAAUUUCAUAG
Messenger RNA from Amaranthus tricolor (Joseph's coat), 2956 nucleotides. Its product is annotated as E3 ubiquitin-protein ligase COP1-like. The transcript has 14 exons. The record is from RefSeq and is a predicted model, not a curated record. The coding region runs from base 3 to 2204 and encodes 733 amino acids. Lineage: Eukaryota; Viridiplantae; Streptophyta; Magnoliopsida; Caryophyllales; Amaranthaceae. Gene Ontology annotation, biological process: proteasome-mediated ubiquitin-dependent protein catabolic process. Gene Ontology annotation, molecular function: protein binding; ubiquitin protein ligase activity.